Molecule: messenger RNA, 1561 nt
Organism: Purpureocillium takamizusanense
Lineage: Eukaryota; Fungi; Ascomycota; Sordariomycetes; Hypocreales; Ophiocordycipitaceae
Product: Agmatinase
Exons: 7
Coding region: 199-1377 (392 amino acids)
Molecular function (GO): metal ion binding; agmatinase activity
Source: RefSeq, a predicted model, not a curated record
CAAUUGUGACGGAGAUUACAUGAAUCAUAUGGUUAUUCUUUUCUUUCAACGGUCGUAAUAGAAAUUCGUAUUGACGUCUUAUCUUCAUCACAGCAUGUCUCCAGUAUAAGAGCUGAUAAAUUGCAGCAUACGCUCUGCAAACCACCAGCCUCGCCGUGCGGUACCUUCCAUCGAACCCCUCCAUAUUCCCCGGAAACCAUGAUUUCAGAUAUCCUACUCGCUUUGGCGUGCGUGGGCUCUGCGGCAGCCCACGCCGGGCACGAGCAAAAGACGCUCGCGGGGCCACACCAGAGCCUGUGGUACAACACGCUGCCUGGAGACGGCGGCACGCAGGCCGAUUCUGUGUUUUCCGGCAUCUCGACAUUUGGACGCCUGCCGUACCAGCCUUGCCUCCGCGCUCCGGACGUCAAGUACGACAUUGCGUUCCUUGGUGCCCCGUUUGACACGGGAACGUCGUACCGCCCGGGUGCCAGGUUCGGUCCGUCUGGCAUCCGCCAGGGAUCUCGCAGACUGAAUCUUUACGGAGGAUACAACGUCCCGCUAAAGACCAACCCGUUCAACAGCUGGGCCACCGUGCUAGACUGCGGAGACAUCCCCGUCACUUCAUACGACAAUACGUUUGCCCUCCAUCAGAUUGAGGAGGGACACUUCAACAUCCUCACUCGCCCCCCCACGACGGAUGCGGACAAGAGAGGCCCUGCCAUCAAGGGCAAGACUCUUCCUCGGGUCAUCACCCUGGGGGGCGACCACACCAUUACCCUGCCCCUGCUCCGGUCCAUCAACCGCGCCUACGGGCCCGUCUCUGUGAUUCAUUUUGAUAGUCAUCUCGAUACGUUCUUCGGCGGCUCCCCCUCCGAAGUCGCUAGCAUCAACCACGGCACCUACUUCUACCACGCCGCCAUGGAGGGCCUCCUCGCCAACAACACCAACAUCCACGCGGGCAUCCGCACGACGCUCAGCGGGCCCAGCGACUACGACAACGACGGCUACUGCGGCUUCGAGAUUGUCGAGGCGCGCGACAUCGACGUCAUCGGCACCGGCGGCAUCAUCAAGCAGAUCGUCGAGCGCGUGGGCACGACGCGGCCCGUCUACCUCUCCAUCGACAUCGACACCCUCGAUCCGGCCUUUGCGCCCGCAACGGGUACCCCCGAGACGGGCGGCUGGUCGACCCGCGAGCUGAGGACCAUUCUGCGCGGGCUCGAGGACCUGAACCUCAUCGCGGCGGACAUUGUCGAGGUCGCGCCCGCGUACGAUACCAAUGCUGAGCACACCACCAUGGCCGCCGCCGAUGUGCUAUACGAGGUCAUGAGCAUCAUGGUGAAGAAGGGACCCCUGAGCAAGAUGAUUGCGGAUCAGGAAAGCCCGGAGGAGCUCUGAUAAUAAAGCGGCGGAUAUGGAAACCAAACCAUUCCGCAUGCUCGUGUACUUCCGUACGUCGAGUAUAAUCGUUGAGAAAUGGCGAUGCCCAACACAACGUGAGGAGCAUAAGGGGGAUUCAACGCAACACUCGCCUGCAAUGCAUAUCAGGCUCAAUGUUGAUUUAUAGGGUGGUACACUGGAG